This is a messenger RNA of Ziziphus jujuba (common jujube), 722 nucleotides long. RefSeq lists its product as uncharacterized. Gene Ontology annotation, cellular component: ribosome. Gene Ontology annotation, molecular function: structural constituent of ribosome. The coding region runs from base 112 to 447 and encodes 111 amino acids. Gene Ontology annotation, biological process: translation. Lineage: Eukaryota; Viridiplantae; Streptophyta; Magnoliopsida; Rosales; Rhamnaceae. The transcript is spliced from 2 exons. The record is from RefSeq and is a predicted model, not a curated record.
UACUCAGAACGGUUCCGUUCUGUAGUUCUAUUCCUCGGUCUUCUUUCUCUCCGAGUCGCCUCACUCUGCGACACAGUGUGAAACAAGCCCCAAAAACGAAAACCCUAGGAAAUGAACUCAAUCGCGAGACACUCAACGAGUCUGUUGAAGCGGCCGAGUCAGAUAGUUGAAUCGCUGAGUUUUGGGAAUCAGCAUCAGCUUCAGCAAUGGAGAGGGAUACGAGUGAAGGUGCUGAACGGGAAUUUGGAGUCGGCGCUGACAUUCAUGCAGCGGAAGAUGCAGUCUAGUGGAAUGGAGAGGCUGAUAAAGCGCGAGCAGACCCACCAUAUCAAGAACUCCGAGAAGCGCAUCUUGGCCCGCAAGAAUCUGGAGCGCAAGAUUCGAUCCCAGGAACUCGCUCGCAAGCUCCAGGCCAUCCUCCUCAAGAAAGUCAGGGGGGGUCUAUGAAAGGAGAGCUCCUGAUGGUGGUUUCUUAGUGGAAAACAUUGGCCAGGUGUUAUCUUUUAUCUUUUGGGAAUAUCAUGGUGUUGAUAUGUGGGGUUAGUUUGACCUGUUCUUCUGCGAUUUGAACUUCCUCCAUAAAUUUUAUGUAGACCAAACCCAUUGAUUGAGUUGUACCCUUCUUUAAAAUUUUUGAUAAAAUAUGUGACCGUUUGAAAGAUUGUCACUCUACUUGUAUUGUUGUUGUCAUUAAAUGGCACAUGGAUGACAGGUUAUUUGUA